Molecule: messenger RNA, 2545 nt
Organism: Asterias rubens (European starfish)
Lineage: Eukaryota; Metazoa; Echinodermata; Asteroidea; Forcipulatida; Asteriidae
Product: alpha-1A adrenergic receptor-like
Exons: 3
Coding region: 133-1977 (614 amino acids)
Biological process (GO): adenylate cyclase-activating adrenergic receptor signaling pathway; phospholipase C-activating G protein-coupled receptor signaling pathway; cell-cell signaling
Cellular component (GO): membrane
Molecular function (GO): alpha1-adrenergic receptor activity
Source: RefSeq, a predicted model, not a curated record
UCAGCUUAACUUGUAUAGCAGACGUUUUGUUUAUGUAAUGUCUUGACACGAAGGAGGAGGAGGAGUCAGAUAUGCCCCAACGAAUAAUACAUCAUUUCAGGGAGGUAGAAAAGUGAUGCAUUUGUUUAGAAGAUGAAUGCAGUGAUGAUUUCGUCAGGAGUGACUGUGCAGAGCCUGGACGGCAACGCGAGUGCAGGAUAUUAUACACAAAUAAGCACUGAGAUUGUAUGGGAAGAAAAAAGUGUCACUCAAUCGCUAGUGACAAAUGAUGAGUGGAAUGUAACAUCCCCAUCCGUAUCAAAUGACACAGCAGUUGAGUUCAACGUGUCCCACAUGGUCCUGACAAGUUCAGCUCUUCUUCUUAUCAAUUUGGCUGUUAUCAUUGGAAAUAUUCUGGUAUUGUUGGCUGUUUACUUUGAACGAGCUCUGCGAACAGUUACCAACUACUUCAUCGUCAACUUGGCAAUAGCCGAUUUGCUUCUUGGUACUCUUGUACUACCCUUUUCAAGUGCCUUUGAAGUCAUUCACUAUUGGCCAUUCGGAGACGUUUUUUGUGACAUCUGGGCCGCGGUAGAUGUUUUGUGUUGCACGGCCUCAAUUAACAGCUUAUGUUGCAUAAGUGUCGACCGUUAUAUAGGAGUUACGCGGCCCCUAAAGCACAGACUUAUAAUGACGCCAAAAAGAGCAAUAGCGAUCAAUAUUUUCGUUUGGUUUAUUUCAUUUGGUAUUGCAGUUGGACCCUUGUUCGGAUGGAGACCCGUCAAAACAUCUCAGUUAGAGUGUCCAUUGUCGGACUCCGUAGGUUAUGUUUUCUUUUCCGUGGCUGGAUCAUUUUACAUACCUUCUGCCGUCAUAAUAGUUCUGUAUUUUCGUAUUUAUCGUGCAGUUUCACACGAAACUAAAUCUAUUCAAAACAAGGCCCGCAAAAGACAGAAUGGAGAUCUUGAUAAUGGUCGUAUUAUACUUCGCAUCCAUGUGGGGAAUAAUUUGCAAUCUUCAGGAAAAUGUAGUAUACGGUCACAUGAUUAUUCUUCCAGUACUUCGAGGUCACGGAAUUUAUCUCAAAGAACGGCAACUUUCAACCGAGAAAAGAAGGUAGCCAAGACACUCGGGAUUGUGGUUAGUGUCUUCAUCAUCUGCUGGUUACCAUUCUUCUUCUUGCUACCGUUAACUUCCGUGUGUAGCAGUUGUAAGGUUCCUCAAGUCGUCUUUACCUUCUUCUUUUGGCUAGGAUAUUGUAACAGCUGUGUUAAUCCCGUCAUUUAUGCAAUGUCCAAUUUGACAUUUCGAAGAGCCUUUAGGAAAAUCCUAACAUGUUGGUUUUGUAGAGACCAUCAUCCGCUUAUACGAAGGUCUUAUGGCUCAAGACGUUGCUCCAACUUGUCUCGUCUUACCUCCAGUACCCCCAUGUCCAGUCCGCUGGUGACAAACCGUCGGAAGAGAUUGAUUCGAGACACGUCACUUGAUACGUCACUGCUUCCACGUGGAUAUCGACCAAGGAGAAUACCUGCUCCAUGCGAUAAUGUAAAUAACCAUGAGAUGGAUUCCUGUAGAGGUGGUACCGUACACGACAUUAUGGCCACAACACCUGCCAUUGCUAAUUCAAGUGAUGUUCCAAAGAUGGCAAGCGACAUAGUGUCAACCACUGGCAGUGAAUCAACGAUAGGAAACAACAUUCGAAUAACCGAUAACACAAUCAAACCAGAUGACAAACUGCUUCUUCAUCAAAUACAUUCCGAGAAAGUCGACAUGGAAACCAUCAUUUCAAGCAAUAAUGUAUUUAACGAUGUAUACGGGCCACUAGAAAACAACAUUCCAUUCGAGCCAGACAAACCCAAAAGCCAAAUUAAACAACAAUCAGAUCCUAUAGAUUAUCAACCAGGAAUCGUUGGUAAAAGCGAAGCAUUUACAUCGAACAGUUUGAUAAAUAAUACAUUGUCUCGUGGAAUACUGAAUUCUAGAGAGACUCCAGUCUGAAUGUUGUGUAUACCAUUACAAGUCAUAUCGAUCAUAGUAGGCUACUCUGCUAUAUUAUUAUUCGGCGCCCUUAAAGAGACUGGUAAAAACAAUUGAACAGGUAAAAACAGAAACAUUGGAGGCAUUUGGAGAUGAAGAAGUUGAACAUUUUGUGGGGACAAGCGUUUCGUGGAACGAAAUGUUAUUUCGUUAUACCUCGAGAAAAUUUAAUCGGUAGGCCUAACUAAACGUAACGGAGCGCAUGAUGUGCUACUUGACGUUUCUGGGUUUAUGAAAACUAUACCUGUCAGAGUUCUCACAACUACAUGUAUAUCACAAUUACAUGGUUUACAGAACAUUUAACUAAAAAUACUUGAAUUGAAUUGAAUCAAGUUGCAUUUCACUGUAUUUCCCGUCAGGUCCAAACAGAAAACAGGUCCAAACAGAAAACAGGUCCAAACAAACUACACUCAUAAACUGACUGAUAUACGGCAUAACUCGGAAAGAUACUCUACAUUUAAUUGACUAACCGAGGGCUCUGUAACCAUACAAUUAUUUCCUGAGAACUUUCAUUUCAAGAGACGACAUA